Budorcas taxicolor (takin) is the source of this 1455-nucleotide messenger RNA. Its product is annotated as tripartite motif-containing protein 5-like. NCBI's taxonomy places the organism in Eukaryota, Metazoa, Chordata, Mammalia, Artiodactyla, Bovidae. Bases 1 to 1455 code for a protein of 484 amino acids. The transcript is spliced from 7 exons. Gene Ontology annotation, molecular function: zinc ion binding; protein binding. The record is from RefSeq and is a predicted model, not a curated record.
AUGGCUUCAGAAAAAUUGGUGAACCUACAGGAGGAGGUGACCUGCCCCAUUUGCCUGGAGCUUCUAACAGAGCCCCUGAGCCUUGACUGUGGCCACAGUUUCUGCCAAAUCUGCAUUACUACAAACAGCAAGGAGUCUGUGACUGGCCAAAAUGGGGCAAGAAAGUGCCCUGUGUGCAGAAUGAAUUAUGAAUCUGGGAAACUGAGGCCUAAUUGGCACCUGGCCAACAUAGUGCAGAGGGUCAGGGAGGUCAAACUGAGCCUGCAGGAGCAAGAGAAACAUCUCUGUGCUCACCAUGGAGAGAAACUCCUGCUCUUCUGUGAAGAGGAUGGGAAGGUCAUUUGCUGGCUUUGUGAGCGGUCCCAGGAGCACUGUGGUCACCCUACAUUUCUCAUGGAGGAGGUCACCCAGGAGUACCAGAAAAAACUCCAGACAGCUCUGGAGAGGCUGAAGCAAGAGCAGCAGGAAGCUGAGGAGUUGGAGUCUGACUUCAGAGAAGAGACUGCUGCCUGGAAGAAUCAAACACAACAUGAGAGACAAAAUGUCCAGGCAGAGUUUAAAAAACUGAGAGCAAUCCUGGACAGUGAGGAGACGAAGGAACUACAAAAGCUGAAGAUUGAGGAGACAGCCACUCUGUGUACCAUGGCAAACUCUGAGAAUGAGCUGGCCCAGCAGAGCCAGUUGGUGAGAAAUCUCAUCUCAGAAAUAGAGCAUCGUCUGCGGGGGUCAACAAUGCAGAUGCUGCAGGAUGUAAAUGACAUCUUGAAAAGGAGUAAGACUUUGACUCUGAAGAAGCCAAACCCGAUUCCCAAGGAACAGAGAAGUGUGUUUCGAGCUCCUGAUCUGAGAGACAUACUGCGAGAGUUUAGUGGGCUGAGAUAUAUGCAACGCUACUGGGUUGACGUGACCGUGAGUCAUACAACGGGUAAUCGAAAUAUUGCCAUUUCUGCUGAUCGAAAACAAGUGAUAUAUGUGUACAAAGACCAAAGAAAUAAUCGACGUUGGGAAGAAGUUGAUUACGAUUAUGGUGUCCUGGGAUCCCCAGUUAUCACAUCAGGGAGACAUUACUGGGAGGUAGACGUGUCAGAAAAACGUGCCUGGAUCCUGGGCGUGUAUGGUGAAAAAGCUGAUGGAAAUCAUCAAUAUGUUUACUCGACAUACCAACCUAGAAAUGGCUACUGGGUCAUAGGGUUAAGCUAUGAUUCUGUAUAUAAUGCUUUUGAUGAGUCUUCCUCCUCAUAUCCCAUGAUCUUAACCCUCUCCCUGAGUGUUCCUCCUCGUCGUAUUGGGAUUUUCCUAGACUAUAAUGCUGGCACACUCUUAUUUCUCAAUGUCACAAACCAUGGAUUUCUCAUUUAUAAAUUCUCUUCAUGUUCCUUUCCUCAAAACACAUUUCCGUAUUUCAAUCCUAUGACCUGUAAAGUCCCCAUGAAUCUGUGCUCGCCAAGCUCUUGA